Molecule: messenger RNA, 3112 nt
Organism: Phoenix dactylifera (date palm)
Lineage: Eukaryota; Viridiplantae; Streptophyta; Magnoliopsida; Arecales; Arecaceae
Product: putative disease resistance RPP13-like protein 3
Biological process (GO): defense response to other organism
Molecular function (GO): ADP binding
Source: RefSeq, a predicted model, not a curated record
CGGGAGAGAUAAAGGCCUCUUCCUCUUCCACUAGGCUCCUCCAUUUGAUCGUAUUGUCUGAAACCUUAUUCCUGUGAGGAGUGAGGGAAGGAGAGAUGGCUGAGUCUCUGGUUUCCAAUGUUGUGUCUCAGCUUGCCAACCUUCUCAUCCAAGAAGCUGUUUCCUUGGGUGGUGUGCGUGAUCAGAUCGAAUGGGUGAAAACACAACUCGAGCUAUUGCAAGGUUUCCUCGAAGAUGCAGACUCCAGAAGGAAGCGAGGAGAUGCAAGAAUGGAGAUCUGGAUAAGGCAGAUGAGAGGUGUAGCAUAUGAAAUAGAAGACGUCAUAGGCACCAUCAAGUACAUGGGCGAGAGGCGACACCAAAGGAGAGGCUGCAUGGGCUCCAUUUCAAGGUACUCUCACAAACCUUGUGAAUUGAUUACCCUCCAUAAAAUUAGUUCCAGAAUCAAGCAGAUAAAGAUCAAGAUCCAGAGUAUUUCCCAGAGCACAGUAAGCUAUGCCCUUGCCAAUCCAGGUCAAAGUAGUGCAGUGUAUGAAAGUUCGCAAUCACUCAGACAAUCCUCUCCUCACUCUGAUGAUGAUGACAUUGAUGUUAUAGGCUUCGAGAAUGAUAAGAAAGAAUUAGUGAGCCAAUUGCUUGAUGGGAAUGAGAAAACACGUGGUCUAAUUUCUAUAGUGGGUAUGGGUGGGCUAGGCAAGACCACCCUGGCAAGAAAAGUGUAUAAUGACCCUGCAAUUAGAGAACAUUUCGAUACCUUUGCUUGGGUUUCAGUUUCUCAGAGCUACCGAGGUAUCGAGCUACUGAAGGACAUCAUGGAAAAAGUAAUGGAAAUCAAAAAGAAAGAAGACUUAGAGCAGAUGGGUGAAGAAGACGUGAGACAGACACUCCGUGAUUUCCUAAGAGACAAAAAGUAUUUGGUCGUGAUGGAUGAUGUAUGGAGAGUUGAUGUUUGGAGAGAAAUGCAGCGAGUCUUUCCUGAUGAGAACAAAGGCAGCAGAAUACUGCUUACUACCCGUGAGAUGGAAGUUGCAAACCGUGCCAGGUCACGCUUUCCUCCAUAUGAACUGCACACUUUGAACGACGCACAGAGUUUGGAACUCUUGUGUAGGAAGGCAUCUCCAUCAAAACAAGAAGUCCCCACUGAUUUGAAGGAAUUGGCCCAGACGCUUGCAAAGAGGUGUGGGGGACUUCCUCUUGCACUGGUGGCGUUAGGGGGCCUUCUGUCCGGGAAAGAUCCUAACUUUGAUGCGUGGUCGAGUGUAGCUCAGAGCAUGGAUUGGGAAGACAGUGGAGAUAGGCAGCAGUGCUUCAAUAUAGUGGGUUUAAGUUACAAUGAGUUGCCAUAUCCGUUAAAACCAUGUUUUCUAUACAUCGCUGCGUUUUCAGAGGACUCCAUUAUCUCUGCUUCCAAAUUAGUUAGGUUGUGGGUCGCCGAAGGGUUCAUAUCCCAAGAGCAGACAAGGACAAUGGAAGAAACUGCUAGGGACUGGUUGCAGAAGUUGGUCCAGAGGUGCAUGAUCCAGGUUGUCCAGAGAAGCAAGGCUCGUGGGCGGGUUAAGAGCAUACGCAUCCAUGAUAUGUUACGUGACUUUGGCCUAUCAGAAGCCAGAAAGGAUGAAUUUCUUCAUGUUUGCAGUAGUGGCGACAUGGCAGUAUCUAAUGGUAUAUCGAGUCAUCGUGCAGCUUUCUACAAUCGUAUAAAUGAUGAGGUUGCUGUUUCCUCACCACAUCUCCGCACGUUGCUUGGCUUCAAUUUAAUUUUGACUAGUGCGGAAAGAUUUUUGAAUGGGUUAAACUUAUUGAGGGUGCUGGAUCUGGAGGGCGCAAGAGAUUUGAAGGAAUUACCAGAACAGAUCGGCAGCAUGAUUCAUCUACGAUACCUGGGAUUGGGAAGGACUGGUUUGAAGAGACUGCCAUCCUCCAUCCGACAUCUUCUAAAUCUGCAGACUCUAGAUGUGAGAAGAACAGAUAUUUUGUGGCUUCCAAAAUCAUUUUGGAAAAUCCGGACACUGAGGCACGUAUAUAAUAAUAUACAUAUGUUUCUAAGCGCACCGAUAAGUGGUGAUCAGAAGAACUUGCAAACUCUGGAAAUCGAGGACUCUCGAUUUGGUAUGGAUGAUAUGUAUAUCGUUCGUCUACUAGGCGUAAAUUUCAUCAAAAAUUUGGUUACUACACCAGGCUUUACUAAGGAGGCGAUUGAGAAAGCAUGUCGGAGAAUGUUUGCUGAAUCACUCAGAAAAGCACUUGACAAAAUGGACAGCCUCGUCUCGUUGGCUCUGAUUUUCCCCGAACGUAUAAUCCCUGGGGGCGUCCUUUUCGCACGGGCACCAAACCUGCACCAGCUUCGUUCGUUGACACUGUAUGGACAGUUGUUACUCAAACAACAGCAGCAGCUCCCAGACAGCAGUCAAUUCCCGCCAAACCUCACCAAGCUCAAAUUAUCUUAUUCUCUUUUGGAGCAAGACCCAAUGCCGGUGCUGGAGAAGCUACCAAACCUCAGUUUUCUUGGACUGGUAGUAGAUGCAUACGUAGGGAAGAGCAUGUUGUGUUCUUCUGCUGGUGGCUUUCCUCGACUGCACCACUUGAUAUUAUACCAUCUCACUAAUUUAGAGGAAUGGAGAUUGGAGGCUGGGACAAUGCCCAGCCUCACCCACUUAACUAUCAUAGGAUGCAAAAAGUUGAAGAAGCUUCCUGACGGAUUGCAGCAUGUGACCACACUUCGAGAACUGAAGCUGAUUCGAAUGCCCCGUGAGUUCAAUGACAGGAUCAGACAUGAGGUCGGACACAUCCCCUCCAUUAUUUUUCAAGACGAGCUUGAUGAGACAUAAUAUCACCAGCAUCUGGUGAUUACUUUAAUUGGCGUUAGCUGAAGUGAUGAUCGAGUGAAUAAGGUUCUCUGGCUUUCUUUAAUAUGUACAAGGCAACACUUCUAGCUAUUUCUUAUGCAACCAUGGAACUCUUGAUUGUAUUAGUUCUUAUUUUUCAUUUCCACAUAAUAUGUUUCUUUAGAUUUGAUGGAAUUUUUAAUUUUCUGUAAUAUAUUUCAAAUGCUUUUUCCUAGCGUCGGCAAAAAAGAGUCGGCUUUUUCUAAUUUUACUGUAAUGAUCUUCAA